CACGUGUUCAUUAAAGAAUAUGAACGUUCUAUACACUUUUACAGCAGCUACGGUUCUGAACAUCAUAUUUAUAAUAAUACAAGCCUUUCAAUGUGGAAAACCAUCUGGAGGGGAAUAUCGAAUUGAAGAAAGGAUUGUUUCCGGUUACGAUGUAGGUUACUACAAGUACCCUUGGUACGUAGCACUACACAAUGGAAACUUUAUAUCUUGCGGUGGUUCUUUAAUAGCACCUAGAACAGUUUUAACGUCAGCACAUUGUUUUAAAUCCUUCAUUCCAAAAGCCAGGCAGGGACUGGCGAAUUUAACGGAUGCGUAUGAAGUAAGUAUAGGGGUGUACGAUUGGUGUGAAAGAAACACUACUCGACAAAAUUACACCUUAAUAGAAGUAAUCCCUCAUGAAAAAUAUUGGGACUACCAACCAUACUAUGACAUUGCCAUAUUAGUGCUCGACAACCCUACAGACCAAUUCACCCCGAUAUGUCUUCCACCGGCAAACGUAAAGUUUAAGCCGAAGGAGGGAAUUGUGGUGGGCUUGGGCUCGCUGAAAUAUAAUGGUGAAGCGCCCUGCAAACUGAACGAGGCCAGGCUCUUAAUUUAUACAGACAAGGAGUGUCAUAAAAUGUUAAAUGAGACGGGUAACAACGAUACCCUUAUAAAAUCAGCAUUCUGCGCCGGAUAUUUGGCUGGUGGUAUCGACGCAUGCCAGGGGGAUAGUGGAGGACCGUUACAAGUCAUUGGAUCAAACGGAAAUUACGUGCAAAUAGGCAUAGUUUCGUUUGGAUUUAAGUGUGCAUCACCAGGUCUCCUGGGGUUAUAUACGGACGUGUCGAUGUAUACAUCUUGGAUAAAUGAUAAACUCGACUACAUCGAAUCCAAAUAUCGAACUCCAAAUAUCUACAGACAUCGGUUUUUUGGUUUUACUUCUAGUGACUUACAUAUUUUAUAUAUAAUUGUCGUGACAUUUUGGUUGUUGUUUAUAAUAGGUUGUUUUCUUUUUCGAAUAAUACAUUAAAUUUACAGAAGAGAGAACAAUUAAAGUAUGAAUAACAAUU
Messenger RNA from Aethina tumida (small hive beetle), 1052 nucleotides. Its product is annotated as clotting factor G beta subunit. Lineage: Eukaryota; Metazoa; Arthropoda; Insecta; Coleoptera; Nitidulidae. Gene Ontology annotation, biological process: proteolysis. The record is from RefSeq and is a predicted model, not a curated record. Gene Ontology annotation, molecular function: serine-type endopeptidase activity. The transcript has 6 exons. The coding region runs from base 20 to 1012 and encodes 330 amino acids.